Sphenostylis stenocarpa is the source of this 1086-nucleotide messenger RNA. Lineage: Eukaryota; Viridiplantae; Streptophyta; Magnoliopsida; Fabales; Fabaceae. The record is from the annotation of a GenBank genome assembly.
AUGGCUCUUCUUCACAAGCUCGCACCUUUUUCCUCUCUCAACUCACCCUUCACCAGAAACCCCCAUUGUUCUGCGCCCCGCCGCCACCUCGUUUGCUUCUCCGCCUCACCCUUCACGGAGAAGCACUCCCUAGAGAGGUACCAGAGGGACCAAUGGGUGUACGAGGGUAGCCAAACGAUGUCGUUUCCUCCCCCCUGUGACUCCGGAUCCGUGAGGGAGGACGACAUAGCCCUGCAGCUUCCGGAGCUGAAGAAGCUGCUGGUGGUGCUGAGGGAGAAGAGGGAGAGUGAGGGAAAGUGCAGUGGAGAGGAGUGUUUGCCAGGGAAUGUGUUCUUGGUGGGAACAGGGCCUGGGGACCCUGAGCUUCUCACUCUCAAGGCUGUGAGAGUGAUUAAGAGUGCUGAUUUGUUGCUGUAUGACAGGUUGGUGUCCAAUGAUGUGUUGGAUUUGGUUGCCCCUCAGGCUAAGCUUCUCUAUGUGGGAAAAACUGCUGGAUACCAUAGUAGAACACAGGAAGAAAUACAUGAGCUUCUUUUGAGUUUUGCAGAAGCUGGGGCGACUGUUGUGAGACUCAAAGGGGGUGAUCCAUUGGUAUUUGGGAGGGGUGGGGAGGAAAUGGACUUUUUGCAACAGCAAGGUAUCCAAGUGAAAGUUAUUCCAGGUAUAACUGCUGCAUCUGGAAUAGCAGCGGAGUUGGGAAUACCAUUGACUCACCGAGGCAUUGCAAAUAGUGUGAGAUUUCUCACAGGGCAUUCAAGGAAAGGAGGAUCUGAUCCUCUCUUUGUAUCUGAAAAUGCUGCUGAUUGUGAUUCUACCUUGGUGGUUUAUAUGGGCUUGUCGACCUUCCCUUCACUUGCACAGAAGUUAAUGCUUCAUGGUCUGUCCCCUCAGACCCCAGCUGCAGCCAUUGAGCGAGGGACCACACUUCAGCAGCGCACAGUGUUUGCUGAACUAAAGGACCUUUCUGAGAAAAUAACUUCUGCUCAGCUGGUGUCACCAACACUAAUUAUAAUAGGAAAAGUUGUUGAACUAUCCCCAUUUUGGCCAAUUUCUACAAAAGAAGAAUCAUGUUUAAUGCAGGCAUGA